Molecule: messenger RNA, 1679 nt
Organism: Loxodonta africana (African savanna elephant)
Lineage: Eukaryota; Metazoa; Chordata; Mammalia; Proboscidea; Elephantidae
Gene: ASCL5
Product: achaete-scute family bHLH transcription factor 5
Exons: 1
Coding region: 202-789 (195 amino acids)
Biological process (GO): developmental process; regulation of transcription by RNA polymerase II
Molecular function (GO): RNA polymerase II transcription regulatory region sequence-specific DNA binding; DNA-binding transcription factor activity, RNA polymerase II-specific; protein dimerization activity
Source: RefSeq, a predicted model, not a curated record
CGUGUCCGACGCCAUGGUUCCUCUUAGGGAGACCCUGGAAGCCAUCCCAAAGGGCGAAAAGAGACCCUAGGCAGUCCUGCCACCCCAGAGCCGCUGCUGGCGAUGUGACUCGCACCCCACGGUCAGGCCCGUGCACGUGCAGACCCCAAGCAGGAGAGGUUCCGUGAGGGUCUCACUCUGGGUCCAGCUCCACGCGGCACCAUGAACAAUAACUUCUGUCGAGCCCUGGUGGACCGCAGGCCCAUGGCGCCCCCCAGCCGCAUGCAGCUGGGGAUCGUGCCCCCUUCCGGGCAGGGGCCCCUGCCCGCCGCCGAGCCCCUGAGCAACGUGCCCCUCCUGCUGUACCCGGGCCACGCCGAGCCACCGUACUACGACGCCUACGCAGGGGUGUUCCCCUACGUGCCCUUCCCCGGCGCCUUCGGCGUCUACGACUACCCCUUCGAGCCGGCCUUCAUCCAGAAGCGCAACGAGCGCGAGCGGCAGCGCGUCAAGUGUGUCAACGAGGGCUACGCGCGCCUCCGCGGCCACCUCCCCGGCGCCCUGGCCGAGAAGCGGCUCAGCAAGGUGGAGACGCUGCGCGCCGCCAUCCGCUACAUCAAGUACCUGCAGGAGCUGCUCAGCGCGAACCCGGACGGUGCCGGGCCCGCCCCCGCGCCGCCCGCGGGGCCCCGGCAGGACUGCUCCAGCGACGGCGAGGCCCGGGUGCCGCCCUCCCUGGCGCCCGAGUCGUCCGAGUCCUCCUGCUUCUCCUCCUCACCUUUCUUCGAGUCGGAGGAGUCCAGCCACUAAUCGGCGCAGUGGCCACCCCCGGCCUGCGGGAUCCGUAGGCCCCAACCCGCUCCUGGGUGAAGCCUGGGUCUGCUGGGUCACCCCGGGUACGGCGCAGGUCUCUGACACUUGGCGGUCCGCGGCGCUCCCGUUCUGCGACACCCUGCCACCGUCGGCCUCAUCCCUCCCAGCUGGGAACGGAGGUGCAGGGCCGGGGGUGCGAGGGGCACGAUAGAGACACCGAAGGAGCCUCGUGGCUGCAGGGAUGGGGAGCGACUGGGGAAAGCUCCGGGUGCGCGCUGUGACCCCUGCAGGCUGCACGAAGGCACCCCCGGAUUGGCCGUCCCUGGUCUAGCUCUGCUGUGCCUCAGCGCGGUGCGUGGCAAAGUCGGAGUCCAGCCCCAGAUUGUGCACAUCAGGCCUGCGGCCGUGGCCCUACUCGGCCCUCCACCGCCUCAGGCGCAGCUCUGUCUGUGAGUUCCCAGGAGGCGAGCCGGGACCAGUGCGGGCCGAGCUUUGGUUCGGGUCCGCCGUGCCCCGGCUUUCUACGAGACGGCCUCAAAUUCUAGCGUCCUCGUUGGAAGCUUUCUGGCAUUUCACGAACGAAGCCUAAAUGGAGGCGCUGGAGGCUAAGUUGCUGCUUGAACUCAGCCCAGACCGAACAGAACCGACACGCUUGGAAGAGGCGAUGCCUGUGCCACCAGGUGGCGCUCUCCAGCUUCCUUGAGGGAGGGCUUCCAGUCACCCCUCACUCCCCAGUGUGGCCUUGUAGCUUUUCCCAGGUUGAGUGAAGCCUGUGUUUUUACUCUCGGACUAUAAGCCUCUAGGGGGUGGGGGAGAAGACAGGUAUCCUAUAGGUCCAUUGGUGCUGUGUGUGCCUCACAGGACUGAAUAAAAGGAUUGUUGAGGUU